Messenger RNA from Cladophialophora yegresii CBS 114405, 873 nucleotides. RefSeq lists its product as uncharacterized. NCBI's taxonomy places the organism in Eukaryota, Fungi, Ascomycota, Eurotiomycetes, Chaetothyriales, Herpotrichiellaceae. Gene Ontology annotation, molecular function: acyltransferase activity, transferring groups other than amino-acyl groups. The record is from RefSeq and is a predicted model, not a curated record. The transcript has 2 exons. The coding region runs from base 1 to 873 and encodes 290 amino acids.
AUGCCGACUUUCAAACUCCGCCGAGCAGGCUUCUUAGAUCUCCCAGCUGCAGCUCGCACGUGUUCUUUGGCGUUCGAUGACGAUGUGCUGUUUGGCCGCCUGAUCCAUCCAUACAGGCGAUCCUACCCUGGUGACGUUGAUAAGUACUGGUACCGCCGGUUCGUCGUAGACUUCUGGGACUGGAGCCAUGUUUUCCUUGUGACCACGGGACCUGACGCUGCGGACAAGACAAAGGAGGUCGUGACCGGCUUCGCACAUUGGAGUCGAAUAGCUCCCGGCUGGAGAGAGAACUAUAGAGCUGGUUGGGGUCUGUCUGGGCUGGAUCCAAGGCGUCUGCUCCAACCGCUAUGUCGCUUGCUCAUGAGUUUCCUCGCGUUCGUCUCGCCAAACCGAGCUGCUUCGAAGGAAGACGAACUCAUUAUCGAAAGAUCCUACAACUACCUUGACCACAUAUGGACGGGCGAUCGAUCGGAAUCAUGGUAUCUCGAAUGCCUGGCUGUCCACCCAGAUUAUCAGAGGCAAGGCCAAGGCCGUGCUCUUGUCGGCUGGGGUUUACAGCAAGCACUUAAAGAAGGUAUUGCCUGCAGUGUUAUUGCCGCAGAUGGGAAGGAGAGAUUCUAUCAGGCUUGCGGCUUCGACGUUGGCCCGGUCGGAAGAUCUGGCGAAGGUGAAGGGAACCCGCUGAGAGAAGUCCCUGGUGGCCUAGUAUUCUUUCAUGAAAAGCGAGGCGUAGUCCUUCCAGAUCGGGAACUGGGAUCGUGGACGUAUGGGCACGGCGUCUUUGAUUGGGACAACUGGGAGAAGCAGGCUGAGGCAAGGAGGCAUAAGAUGAGUCUGAUUGAUGGCUUCUCCACAGCCCCCGGCACGCAUUGA